Messenger RNA from Somion occarium, 1399 nucleotides. The record is from the annotation of a GenBank genome assembly. Lineage: Eukaryota; Fungi; Basidiomycota; Agaricomycetes; Polyporales; Cerrenaceae.
CAAAAGUGGCACAACCACAUUUGUACAACACCGCCAACUCAAACUCUUAUUCUACUUUUUCUUCAUCCUCACGACCAACUAUUACGACUUUAACUUCAUCCCCCACGUUCUAUAGUGAAUAUCAUGUACUCGCCUCGCAGGAGUUAUGGCUCGCCACCGCCAGAGCUCUCUAAUAACCCAUUCAUCGACCAUCCAAAUAACGCCCUGGCACGAUACCCCGAUAUCAGUAAAGGCGAUAUAUCUUCCGCAAAUUCACAGCAACAUACACCUUGGAUGCAACCUACGGGAUCGUCACUUUCGGCAAAUCCAGGUGCGGGAUAUGGAGCAGGAGUAUCUCCAGCGAUAGGGAUGAGUCCCACCAACAGUUCAUUCUAUCCAUCGCCACCCCCACAGCAGCCUACAUGGAAUGGCUCCCAAGGAUACCCCAGUACUGUGGGAGGCUCCGGAUUCGCACCACCGAUUCAAAGCCAGCCAACGGGCCUCCCUUUUCAACCAACCAGUUCUUUUGGUCAGCAACUUGCUGGCCAGAUGAAUGAAGCAUAUGGAAGGCCACCUCAGCAGCAACAGCAGCAACAGCCACAACAACAGUAUACAGGCUACCCAACAAAUCCUCAAUACGGUCAACCAGACACAGGUUACGGGGCGCUGCCGCAACAGCAGCGAAAUCCGCAGUAUCUGGCGGAAUUUGACCCGUAUGGAUCAACGUCUGCAACGCCAUCUCUUGGUCAACCGCAGGGAGGGGCAGGUUCACAAUACAACACCCCGCAUCCCAGAGAUUACAUUCAGCAACAUAAGAUGGAGAUGGAACAGUGGGACCAGUAUUCGUGGAAACAGGCACUCAAUUGUUUCGACUCCUUGAAAGAAGCGUGGGCUGCUAGGAAACGCGAGAUCGAAACAAGGGCCAGGGCGUUAGGUGGCGUCGGGUUGUUCGGAGGUGGAGGAUACGGAGGAGCAUACAGCCAACAGGCCCAACAGAUGGCUCAACUGGAGCAGAUGGCAAAGGAAGCCGAGUCAAACUUCGGCUCUGUUGCUGCUUCUACUUUCCAAAUGCAGGAGGUAUUCACUGGCUAUCGACAAUCUGGGGACCUCGCCUCGAAACGACGUGUACGCGAAAGCAUCAAUGCCGCACUUGCCAGUUUACCUGAUUGGCCGCCAAGGUUGUACUAACAUGGAGUGAAGUUGUAUAUCUAGAUAUUUGUCUUUGUCUGGGGACUUUGUCGUUGUUCUGAUAUCACUUGGUGUAAGUAACAUGUAUCUAUCGGUGCCACCAUGCUUGUAAAUUACGAAAUACGGCAUUUGUAGCUACAUUCAACGGGUUUAAACAUGCAUGACAAUUUGUAUCUUGCAACAUACGUUUUCUCUUACGCUAAGCAGGCACCAAGAAAGCUCCAUUCAGAUG